UCGUUUCUGUUGAAGAGGUGCUGUCUCAGUUAAAUAGGUGUGGAAACAGGUAUUGGCACCAUUAGACACAAUGGACCUUGCAACGAUCGCAGGUGUGGCAGCAGGAGCAGCUGGAGCUGUGGCACUAACCCCGGUUUUGGUAUCAGCCGCGGGGUUCACUGCUGGUGGCAUAGCAGCAGGAUCUGUCGCCUCUUGGAUGAUGUCCGCUGCAGCUGUGGCUAACGGUGGAGGGGUGGCGGCUGGAGGCGUAGUUGCUGUCCUACAAUCUGUUGGAGCUGCUGGCCUGUCUGCUGCUGCAACAGCAGUCGUGGGAACUGUAGGAGGGGCUGCAGGCGGGGCCAUUGCAGAUGCCAUGACAUGAGGAGGCUUUCCACACAUGUUGGCUCUUUCUUCGAGAAUGUCAUUUCAUUGCACAGAAAUGGAUUCACUGAUGCUAACAUGCUAACUGGAGGAGCUAAAAAAAAAAAAGCAUAACUUUACAUAAUGACAUGAAGGAAAACAGUGUGGUUUAAUGUAUCACCUAAUAAAUAAAAUGUGAAUGAAAAAGAAAACAAUGUCUCUAAUUCAAUUAAAACCAAUAAAAUAAAUAAAUAUUCA
Molecule: messenger RNA, 597 nt
Organism: Astyanax mexicanus (Mexican tetra)
Lineage: Eukaryota; Metazoa; Chordata; Actinopteri; Characiformes; Acestrorhamphidae
Product: interferon alpha-inducible protein 27-like protein 2A
Exons: 5
Coding region: 71-361 (96 amino acids)
Biological process (GO): apoptotic signaling pathway
Cellular component (GO): mitochondrion; membrane
Source: RefSeq, a predicted model, not a curated record